Messenger RNA from Moneuplotes crassus, 774 nucleotides. The record is from the annotation of a GenBank genome assembly. Lineage: Eukaryota; Ciliophora; Spirotrichea; Euplotida; Euplotidae.
AUGAAGAAGUCUGAUUCAAUUUUAACCUAUGGGAAUCUUGGAGUGAUCUACAUUAAAGCUAAAUCUAUGUCUCGAAUAAGCAAGACUAGCCAGAGAAAUAGGAGUAUAAAGCGCAUGAAUUCUCAAAAAGAACUAUGAAAUAAUUUCAAAAACCCAAUUCCAAGGAGAAAACUCCUAACAGCACAAUCGAAAGUGAGAAUGUUCACGAGCCACAACCCCUCUAGAAAGUCAGUGACAGCGUCAAAAUUAGUGAGAACCAAAUAAUAUCUUUGACCUUGAGAGCACUGACAAUCCUUUAAAAUAUCGGAAAUAGAAAUGACUUGCACAAGUACGUUGAUAGGAUCAAGAAGCAGCACCCUAAAAUGCAAUUCGAGGUGCCAGAAAACCCAAAUUACGACAUGUUCGACUGGAUUUCGCAGAAUUAUAAGCUCUCUGAAAGAAUGAUUAGCAUCAAUAACUCCAUUAAUCUGAAAAGACAAAGUGAACUCAAGUCAAGAAUCAAGAAAACCCAAAAGGCAAUGAAGAAAGUAGAUGACUAUUACGAUAAAAUUCCAGAAGGUAUUAGCUUGCAGGAAUACAAACAAGAGUUUUGCAGAAUUAAGAGGGAAAUGCUAGAAAAGGCUAAGAGAAACAAGUUGUCCAAAGCAAUGGCUCUAAAAACAGUCAGAAAUUACAGCCGUUCAAAUCUCUUAUCUCCUCGCACAACCUCCAAGAGCCCCAUUUAGCUAGCAAUUCCUUCAUAAAAUCUCUCAAAAUCCUUCUUCCCCCAUCAUC